CUGCAGCAUGUAGCGGAGAUCGACCUGUCUCACUGUCCCUGCUUGUCACAUCUGAAUUUCUUGUUGUUAGUUUGACAGUUUCAAGUGCAAAUAAAUGACCUAUAAACCACAUACAGUAAGACAAAUUAUGUUAAACUAGUAGUUUACUAGACAUAUUACUGGACAAUAUACAUUUGUUCUUCACUACAUAUCAUGGGGGGAGUAUUGCGCUUUCUCACAAUGAAAUUUGUUACUCGUUUCAGCUUUGAUUCAGCUCUAAAUCUAAGAACAUUUGGUCCACAAUUCUGACUUGUAAGGCAUUACUCCAUUGUGACAUUGCCACCCUCAAAUUAAGGAUCGGACAGCUUCUUCCAGGACCGCUACUUCCUAGCUUCUUGCGGAAACGGGGCUUUUAAUCUGAAACAAAAUGAGCCGGUCGAACAGGAUGUGUGAUUUUCAGCGCUGCAAACUGAGCAGGCUGCAGGAGUUAAGGCAUCCAAUCAGGUAAGACAGGUGUGUGUGCAGGACUGAAGGGGUGUCUGUCAUCAGAGACAAAGGGUGUGCCUGAGGUCACCGUGGCAGCCACCAGUAAGAGCAUGUUUCCACAUCUGUAUCGCAUCUGGAAGGGUCUUGGCCACGGUCCAGAGCGCUGCUCGGUGCACCAGGGGCCGAUGCAGACCGGCGUAACUACAGCUCUCGGGACUUUACAGGUCAUGGUCGGCCUGUUGAACACCGGACUCGGGCCAGGACGAACAAGCACACAUCCCGGGGAUUUGACCAGCUUGGGAGCUGCUUACUGGCUGGGCGCUGUGUACAUUGCAGCUGGAAUCGUGUCGGUUUUCGCCGGCCAGUGCCCCUCUCUUUGCUUGGUGGGCUUCGCUGUCUUUGUGAACAUAGUCGGAGCCAUCUUUGCCAUUACUGGCAUUGUGCUGUACGCCAUAGACCUGGGGGAUGCCUCUGUCAUCUGGAUGUGUGACCAGAAGAGACAGCAUGCUGAUAAUAAUGGGGACAAAUGCAGAUAUGUGGCGUUAUUUGCCCAGAGUUUGUUGACAGGUAUGGACGUUACUUUGAUCAUCCUGGCUGUUCUCCAGCUGUGCGCCUGCAUUAGCUUUGCUGUUCUGGGCAUCAAGGCUUUAAUCAAUAGGAAGAAGGAAGAGCAGGGCGGCAGAUAUGUUGACAUUUACCAGCCAGUGUUGAAGGAAGUCCUCAUGACCUGUCCUGGUGUUUAAAAUCAAUUCACCCAAACAUAUGGAUGCAUGAGUAUGAAUACACAACCCACAAUAUCACAAUUUCUUUGUGAUGCUUGUAAUUUUCUAAACAUAUAUCAGCUGGAAAAAAAAAAAAAAAA
Molecule: messenger RNA, 1327 nt
Organism: Xiphias gladius (swordfish)
Lineage: Eukaryota; Metazoa; Chordata; Actinopteri; Istiophoriformes; Xiphiidae
Exons: 7
Coding region: 576-1208 (210 amino acids)
Cellular component (GO): membrane
Source: RefSeq, a predicted model, not a curated record